Ciona intestinalis (vase tunicate) is the source of this 2794-nucleotide messenger RNA. The record is from RefSeq and is a predicted model, not a curated record. NCBI's taxonomy places the organism in Eukaryota, Metazoa, Chordata, Ascidiacea, Phlebobranchia, Cionidae.
AUGUCACAGAAACUCGUUGCAAUAAAAAAGAUUGAAAUCAAUGAAGCACGUCGCUCUCGAUCACGAAAAGCAGUGGUGCGCGAAGCAGACAUAUUAAGGACGCUGGAUAAUUACCAUAUCGUGAAAUGCUAUGAAUGGUUUAUGGACUUGAAGGGCCAUCACAUGAACAUGGUGUUGGAAUAUUGCAAUGGUGGGACAUUACAAGACCGCAUACUUAGUGCCCAGCAAUCCAAAACCAUGUUUGAAUCAUCCACUAUAUUAACAUGGACAACACAAAUCACAUCAGCAGUUAAAUAUAUUCAUGAGCGGAGGAUUCUGCAUCGAGAUUUAAAAUCAGAGAAUGUUUUCCUUGUUAAAAAUGACGAUGUGGUGAAACUUGGAGACUUUGGAAUCUCCAAAGAAAUUGACCACACCCUUGAUAAAGCGAGCACCUGCGUUGGAACUCCUUGCUAUCUAAGUCCAGAGUUGUGCCAGGAUAUUCCAUACAGCUUUAAAUCAGACAUUUGGGCGCUUGGGUGCCUCUUGUUCGAGAUGUGCGCACUUGCACCAGCGUUUGAUGCGGCAAACCUGAUCAGUCUUUUCUAUAAAAUCGUAAACGGGAAAUACGCUGACUUACCCCCUAAUUGCUCUCCUGAAUUAAAAGCACUUGUCGGCCAAAUACUGAACAAAAACCCAGAGGAUCGUCCCACUGCAGCCCAGUUACUAAAACUACCCAUCCUACUGCAGUACGCGGAUAAAAUACGAACUCAAACACCUGAGCCCUCAGCUGAGGGGAACGUUAAUGUAAAAAAGGUUGAGAACCACACCGAACUUGACUUUGACAUGGAUGAUUUGGAUGCUCUGUUAAAAGCAAGUGAGGAAUCUAUACAGAAGUCUCCGUCCCCUGAAAUAGUGAACACGGCGCGAUCGAUAUCCGUUCACGCAACUUACACGAACGAUAUUGACGGCGAAAACGAAAAUGAUCGGCCGCAAACGUGUCCGCACUCAGCUGUCCGUCGCGUGGAGCCGAACAUGACAGAUACCGUGGCAACCUGGUCAGGGUACGGUGACCGUGGCUCGCGCCACGCCAGCGGUCAUUACCAUUCGCUGUCAAGUUCAAGUGACGAUGAAUCAGAUUUUAAUUCGAACCAGUUUAAACGGAACAGAAAUAUUCAUCAUAGAUCAUAUUCUUCGGAUGAGUUUUCCUCGUGUUCUGAUGAUGAACUGAACACUUCAAGGAAAGCAAACGACGAUGAAAUACCCGAGAUGAUUGAGGUUUGCGAGGACAUAGAAACAUCAUUAAACUCGCCCAAGAAAGUAAAAGAAUCGAAACCAGUGGGGCGGAACUUACCAGGAAGUGCGUGGCUACAAUCUAAACGAGCGCAGGUUCUUCGAUUAAAACAAGAGCAAGAGCAUCACCCAGUGGUGAUAAGUAGAGUUCAACGACGACCAAGUGAUUGUAGUAACCAUAGUAACCAGGAUAAGCGACCAACCGUGAAAGUGACGUCACGAGCGAGUCCGGAGAUGCAGGUGACGAAGAUCAGAAAGCAGAGACUUCCCGGCAGCUCCUGGUUAAAGAGGAGUUCCGAGAGCAGUUCUGAUGAUGUGAUUCUUGGCGAUCCCGCAUCCAAGCAGGAGGAUGGGAGGACAAGGAGGAAGAAGCUCCCAGGAAGUGGUUGGUUGUUGGGGAAGAGCAAACAGGAGGUUAUCGCAAGGAGUUCAGGUAAGAAACCAAACACCCAGAAGAAUUUGGUUCUUGAAAGUUUCAGCAGCAACAAUGAAAGUAGUUCACCAGAUAAAAACUAUUCAAGUGAUGUUGAAUACCCUGACGAUUUUGAAGAUUAUGACGAUGAUUUUGAUCCAGAUGAUGAUGACCUUGACACAACACGAACGUUAACAAGUCGCGUCUCUUCCCUCGAACUUGUUAAACAAGGAUGUAUCGACACCGUGGGUGCAGACACUUACCACCAACUCAGUGAGAUGUUCAGCAGAGGUUUCAGUAUUGGGGAGGUUUAUGAUAAAUAUAAACAUAAAGUUGACUUUGAAACACUGGAGACUUGCUACCUUCUACUUAACUGAGCAUGGUGUUAAUCCAUUAAUAAGGUGUACACCAUGAUAGAAUCCAUGAACCCUAGAUGUAUCUGAAUAUAUUGUACAACUUUUAGACAUACUUUCUGCAAAUGCAGCACAAAAUUUACCUUCAAAAUGUUUUUCUGUAUUUUUUACAAUUUUUGAUAUUUUAUGAAGUGUAUAAGGUUAUACAUCUAUUUAUGUCAUACAAGUUACCAUAGGCGCCAACUUUUAUGAAUUCCAGGGUGGACAAUGAUAGUAAAGCACACAAUCCGUUGAAAUUUCAACCUAUUAUUUGUAAUGUUUACUAAUGUAGGGUUUAUUAUAUUAUUUUGUUGUAUUAUUAUUGCUGUAAUGCAGAUAUGUGUUGCACAACACAACUAUUUCUAUUCAUUUUCCUACACUGUUGCAUUGGGAUGAUAAUUUUAUCAAUUAAAGUGACAAAAAUGGUCUGUAAUAUGGUAUGUACUUAUGUAAUGUUGUAAGCUUAAGUGAUUAUAAGCAAUUUAUUUCAUAUAUUUGAUCUGUAUACCUUAGUAAUAGUAGAUUCAUAUAAUUAGCUGUUUAUAUUUACUGUGAAUAUUCCUGUGUUUGCGCCAGCAAUACCUGUAUGAUUUACCAGAUUUAUAAGAUUUCUAUGAGAGCAUGGCACUGUGUGAAAACUAAAUCUUCCUUUUUGAGCAAAAUUUUUUCCCUGCCUUGGUUGUUUCAUGCAGUGGCUUCAAAUAAACAAUCCAGACAUUAA